UCCCCUAUGACAUCACUGCUGGACAAAGCAGCAAGGAGUGGUUACAGUUAAGAGACGCGUCCCAAAUCAAUGGAAGACUCUCACUCUGAAAACACAUCUUACAGCUGUUUCCACCGUCAGGAAGAACUGUUAUCGGCUCAGCAACAGUUUUAGAAGUGCUUUGUGUUGUCCGAGGAAGGAACUAUACUGUGGAAAAAUACAUCGGCUUGUGCUGGUCAGAGAAAAGAGGAGUCCCUGCCGCUGGAUGGUUGGUGCUUUCCAAGUUUCGCCUUCCUAACAUGAGCUGUGUCUGAGUUGAUCUGCAGUUUGAAUCCACCCUGGAAGACCAUGCUGUCCCUCCUGCUGACCGCGAUGAUGGCCCUCCAAACUAUGGCUAUGUUGGAAGUGAACGUCCCGGAGCAGCCAGUGGUGGUGCUGCACGGCAGGGAUGCCGUUCUCAACUGCUCCUUCAGUCCCGCCAGCGCCUAUAACUUGUCCGAUCUGAGCAUCUUCUGGCAGCUGACGGACACCAAACGCAAUGUGCACGGGUACUGGGGGGGGCGCGACCAGCUGGUAGACCAGGCCGAGAGAUUUGCCAACCGUACCAGCAUGUGGCCCGUCCAGCUGGAACUGGGCAACGCCUCGCUCCUGCUGAGCAGCGUGGUGGUGGCGGAUGAAGGCAGCUACACCUGCUUCGUCAGGGUGCAGGACUACGGCAGCGCCGCUCUGCUGCUGCUGGUGGCCGCCCCUUACUCCAAGCCUGUAGUGACGUUGGAGUCUGAAACCAACCUGCGGCCAGGUGAUGAGUUGGCACUAACUUGCGUGGCCUAUGGUGGGUAUCCUGAAGCAGGCGUGAUAUGGCAGGAUGGAGGCGGGCGCAACUUGACGGACAAUAUCACCACUUCACUGGUGGCCAAUGAGGAAGGGUUGUUCGCGAUGAUCAGCGUGCUGACGGUAGUGCUGGAGCCCAACAGCACCUACAGCUGCGGACUGAUCAAUCCACUUCUGGGCGAGGAGGGCUACGCCUUUGUCACAAUCACAGGUCAGAACAUGGCGUUCCCCCCGGUCGCUCUGUGGGUCACUGUUGGCCUGGCCGUCUGUCUGCUGGUGCUGCUCAUCGCCCUGGCUGCUGUCUGCAGCAGGAAGAUCAAGGAGAGCUGCGAGGAGGCCAGGAGAGAAGCUGAAGAGGCCAAGGAACUGGAAGAAGAGGAGUCAAAGACAGCCAUGACGCUCCUGAAUAGCUAAAGUCCAGAGAUAAAAGGAGUCGGGGCCAGACGGCGGGCAGGAGAUGAGUCUGGCGGGUAAUCCCACUCCACCUAUCCAUCAACCUGGAGACUAUUUCCAGCGUCCCCCUACAGAAUGUCAAAGCCUCGCUGAGCAGAAGCUGAGUCCAUCAUCUUCUUUCUAUGACUUUCCCUCGAGUUUCCAUCAAAACACAUAAACACAUCAUGUGCCAUUAUUUUCUAUUGCCCUCUCUCUCUUUUCUGUCAAUGGAGGGCCGCGGCAGUGAGUGAACGCAGUUGUUCUAUGCAGUAUGCAAAAGAGAAGCUCUGUUUGAAAACUACAGGAUGUGACAGGAUCCUUUCUCCGUGGCUGACAUCACUCCGUAUGGGUUGUGAUGGGGCAUGUGCCAGAGAUCUCCUGUCUAAUAGGAAGUGAGACACUUAAAGAGAUGACCCUGCCUCAGUUGCCAUCACUGUCUCUCUGCCAGAGAGGGAGCUUGGCUCUUCCAUUACUCCUGCACUUGCUAAUUAGCGUCUGUCGCUGGAGUAACUUGUACCUGUCAGUGUGCGCCGCUCUCCUAUAUUCAGUAACUUGAGGGAAUUGAAAUUGAAUGCCAGCUAAGCUCCAACAAACUGCAAAUGGUGCAUGGGAUACACCCUGAUUUCCUCACUGACCUGACAGCCUUAUAUGUAAGAAAUAGUUUUUAAUGAACACGUUUUUACUGCUGCUGUGGAAUGUUUCAUCUUUUCCUCACUAGUAGCUGUACUUUUAUUCCAUGUUUUAAGGUACUUGAGCAUGUCCCUGUGCCAUAUGUUCAUGUAUGAAUGCCAAAGCCAUUUGUGUAAGAUAACCCAGUGCCUAUUUACAUAAAAGAGACAUGGUGAAA
Messenger RNA from Trematomus bernacchii (emerald rockcod), 2089 nucleotides. It is a transcript of the gene cd276, whose product is annotated as CD276 molecule. Bases 328 to 1224 code for a protein of 298 amino acids. Lineage: Eukaryota; Metazoa; Chordata; Actinopteri; Perciformes; Nototheniidae. The transcript is spliced from 8 exons. The record is from RefSeq and is a predicted model, not a curated record.